Molecule: messenger RNA, 924 nt
Organism: Aedes albopictus (Asian tiger mosquito)
Lineage: Eukaryota; Metazoa; Arthropoda; Insecta; Diptera; Culicidae
Product: ribosomal RNA-processing protein 7 homolog A
Exons: 2
Coding region: 133-891 (252 amino acids)
Biological process (GO): ribosomal small subunit assembly; rRNA processing
Cellular component (GO): CURI complex; UTP-C complex
Molecular function (GO): RNA binding
Source: RefSeq, a predicted model, not a curated record
AAGCGUUUGAGCAAAAUAGAAAGGUAAAACGUCAAAUCAUACACGCGGAGACAAAACAUUGCUCAUCUACGAGGACGUAUGAUUUUGCUAAGAUUUUCAUUCUAAAAAUCCGUGUAAUUCGUGUAUUAGGCCAUGAAUUCCAGAAUUGAAGAUUUCAUAUCAAUCCCGCUAAAAUAUGAAAAUCAGGACUCCGCUUGUCAUCAGGUACUGGUCAAGGAAAACAUUUCCAAGGUUAUUCACAAAUCGAAACCGGCCGGUCGAACGUUGUACGUGUUGAAUGUCCCACCGUAUGCAACGUCGGAAUCCAUGAAAACAGCUUUCGCCAUAACAGGGCCAGUGGUCAACGUUAUCCUACAAGGAAAACCUGCCGAGGAACAUGAAGUUUGGAACGAGCAGUCAGAAAACCGAUUCAAGAUCGCCUACGUGGUGUACGAAAAUCCAUCAUCGAUGAAGAAACUGCUUCGAAUGCGAAAGCUCGACUCGCUGAAUGCGGACGGUCAACUGCUGACGGGCAUCGACAAGUGGACCAAGGCUUACCAAGAGCGAAUCCCCGACCCGGUCGGUAUGCAGCGGGAGAUCGAUGCAUUCAUGGCUAGUUACGAUCGUCAGGUUGCCCAGGAAAAGAACCAACAGGAGGCGGAACCGGAUGACGAAGGUUGGGUCACGGUGACCAAGUCGACCGCCAAUACGUUUGUCCAGAGGGAGGCAACUGUCAGCAAGUUGGAGGACAAGCUCAGCAAGGAUCGGGUGCAGAAAGAGCUGAAGAACUUUUACACGUUCCAAAUCCGUGAGUCUAAAAAGAGCGAUAUUGUCAGUCUAAGGAAAAAGUAUGAUCGCGAUGUACAGAAAAUGCAACAGAUUAAGAAAACCAAGCGGUUUAAGCCUUAUUGAAUGCUGAAUAAAACUUAGAUAUUAGAAAAUAUA